AUGUCCCAGAUUUCUAUAAGUUCUUCGAUUCAAGAAAACGAUGAUAACAGCAAGAAAUUUGAUAUUGCAAUAAGCGAUGAUGGAAAGGAAGUCGUCAAAUUCAAUGCAGACAUUCAAUUACUAGAAACAUUUAAGGUUUCUAGUUCUCAACGUGUUGGGCCUCAAUUCGAACCAACAGGCUUCAGUCACAAUGUCAAAAGUGAUGCUAAACGUUGGAGUAUUGCUAUAUCUAAUGCAGUAAACGGAUUCACUAUAGUUGCGCUAUCUUUAAUUGUGGAUAAGAAUGAGCAAGAAGUUUUACAUAAUAAUAAAGAGGUUGAAGAUAUGGAAAAAAAUUUACCAGAUUUUUCUUCUACUCGUGUGUUUAUUGUAGGCGAUUCAAAGAAUACUGGUGAAGAAAAGGCAAGUUCCACAAAGAAUACAAGAAUAGCAACGUCAGUAGACUAUGUAGCCGGAGUAGUCAAUUUUACUCUGUGUCCCGAUUCUAAUUGGCUACUUACAGUGUUGAACGAAGAAGGAUUAUUUCAGCACAAGAUCAAUCCAAAUAAGGUUGAUGAUUUUUCGAAAUCUUCCCCGGCUAGCAUACCUUUCGCCUAUAAACUUAGCAAAAAGUCAAUAAAAAAAGACGAGGCGCAUUAUCUAUUACGAACUGACGAGGAAAAUUUUCAAUUGAGUGCAAGGAAUAUAAAGUCACAUUUAUAUUUUGAGACUGGGGCAAAAGAUGCGGUACACGCAUACGAUCUAAAGGACGGGAAACACAUCUUAGAAUUCUCUAAUCACAGGAACCCGAGUCUGUUUGGACAUGAAACACCGAUAUAUGCAAUAUCAAGUAAUCGUGUCUUAUUAGCUGCUUGUCUUGAUAACGCCUCGGUUGCCAUAUAUCUGCUAGAGAAUAGUUUGGAAUGCGGAAAAAAGGACUUAAAGGACCUGGACCCAAAGGAAACUCAAAGAGUAAUGCUGAUAGAAUUCAUUAACAAUGACGAACAGCUAUUAAUUUUAAAAGAAGAUAGAGAGACAUAUGACGUGGAGGCUACUAUAUGGGAACUAUUUACGUGCAGACCUGUCAGGAAUGUAAAAAUUAACGAGCUAAAUAAGUUCUUCCAAAAGUCUAUUUUUUAUUCUACCACUUGUGCUGAGAAAGAGUCAUUAAACGCCAGAGAUGAAACAGUAUUAGAACGUUCAGGAGUGUACGAAUGGGACGAUAGUGCAAAAUUGCUAAAAUUUCUGGAAAAGUCAGGGCAUAAUUGGCGUGUGAAUACCGAGAAAUGCACUUCAAGUUACACAGAAGAAGUAAUAGUAAAGAAUCAUACUUCAGGCUAUAGCACUAACAAGCCCAGAAUCGCUAUCGAUGGUGAGAAAUUCCAUUUCAAAGGAACAGAUUACUUGGAGAUCCGAUGGCCGCUCGAUCCUUGUAAAGUGGUUACCGAUGCAUGUCAGGCAUUAAACGAACGUGUAGAUGAGGAUUCCAAGCAAAAAGAAGGCAACUACGUUAAACGUUAUAAGCUGAAACAUCAGCUCACUGAUAUUGUUCGAAGAUUCAUUAGACAACAUCCUAAUGAAUGGCGUCUACUCGAAGUGCGUUAUGAGUUGAUGCAGUGCUUACUUAGGGGAGGAUGUUCUCGUCUGGUAAAGGAUCUUGUCGCAGUAAGUGGUGAACAUAGUGAUGAAAGAGGCAAAGAUGAACAAAAUUUGCACAUACCACUCUACUUUCCGCGAGAGCACACAACUGAUAAAGACGGAAACCCAAAGGAGAAAGACAGCGACUUGAGCAUACCACUCCAUUUUCCCCGAGAGCACACAUGGGAAACUGAUAAAGACGGAAACCCAAAGGAGAAAGACAGCGACUUGAUGAUAACUAUGGAGGAGAAGCCUAAGUUGACUGACAAUUUCCUCACCUAUUACGCUCACCUUUCCAACGAACAUUUUGGUUGGUUGUGCACAGCAAGAAAAGCCUUAACUCGACUAUCUGAGAAAGAGCAUUUAGUUAUGCUUAAAAACAGAUUUUUUGCUCAUCCAACAUUCAUGGGAAGGCCUACAUCUCAGCAUAAGAUUCCUUUAAGAACGCACUCAAAUAUCUUUGGUUCGUUCCCAAAGUUAACAGACGACUUGGAAGAGCUAAAAAAGAAGCUAGUAAUCAAGAAGAUAGAACAAGUUUCCCAAGUACGGAAAGAUUGGAAAUUUAUUCAUGAUAUUAUAAAUUUUCAAAAUCUUCUUCGACUUAUUUUCAUGCCUUUACUCGUGUGGGAAAUCAUUGAAUUUGUUUGGCAUGGGAUAUACAGAAUGAGGAAUCCCGAGAGGGGUCCUGAAAAGUAUGUAAAAGUUUUGCAUCGCGUCCCGAUGCCAUGCGAUGAGAAAGUAGCCGAGUUACUUAAGCAGGCUGUCGAUGAUGAGAACAGCGAAAUUACCUUUGAUAACCCAGCUAUCGCCGGACUUGUUAAUUCGGCAUGGGCAGCGACCUCUUUUUAUUACCAAUCAUACAUGUUCUUUCAUAUAUACUUUCUAGUGCUAUUUGGCACAUAUAUCUUCCGUUUUGAUGACACGGAUAAGCAAAGGGAAAUAGCACAUAUAACGUACAUAAUUGGAAUUGGCCUUGUAAUAGUUCAAUUGUAUGCAAUUCGACGGCUCAGGUCAUUUUAUGACAUGGUCAAAAUUUCAUGCAACUUGAUUAUGUAUAUAUCCACCAUAGUGUUGACGAUUAUUUUGGAGACCAAAAAAAAUUACCUUGGGAAUACAGUAUUACACGCCCUCAUUGCUGCUGCCACGUUUAUGUUAUGGUUCAAAUUACUGAUGCUUCUCAAACCAUAUGAAGGUGCUGGCAUUUAUGUAUUCAUCGUCAUUAGCAUAUUCGAGCAUCUUACCUGGUUCUUGAUAUCAUUAUUUAUCAUUUUGUUUGCAGUUGGACACACCAUGUAUGUGUUUUUGCAUAAUCCAUCGGAUGUUAAACUAGCACCAAAUGCUCUUAUAUUUGGUGUUAAUCUGACAACACCUGAUGGCGACGUCGCGACGAAUUACACCGUGUACCAGAAGUUAAAUGAAAAGGAUGUCUCGGACAAUAAUUUUGCAAGCUUUUGGAAUUCGGUGAUUUCAACUUACGGUUGGACCAAUGGAAGAUGGGAUGGUCUGGAUUGGGACUACUAUCCGCUUAAACUAUUCGUUAUUGCCUCAAGUUUACUUCUAGUUAUUGUUAUGCUGAACAUCCUUAUUGCUAUAAUUGGAGAUGUAUAUAACGCUGCUAAGAUAAAUGGUAGGCGAGAAAUCGUAAGGGCGCGCGCAGCAUUUUUGGUAAAUUAUGGUAGAACGGGUCUCAACACUAUACGAAAACGCAAUUCACACUAUAUAUAUGUCUUUGGUAACGAUUUUCAAUUCAAAAAUUGGGUUAAAGAAAAACAAGAAUUUCGAGAGUCUACCGAUCCGCUAGUAAAUAGGUUUAAUGGGAAUAACAGUUUACCGGUAUUAUUCCGUAUGCUCAAAAAGCUUCGCAGUAUAGUAUCCGAGAAAUUCCGACGGAACGCCAAAUUGAAUUAG
Messenger RNA from Paraglomus occultum, 3525 nucleotides. The record is from the annotation of a GenBank genome assembly. NCBI's taxonomy places the organism in Eukaryota, Fungi, Glomeromycota, Glomeromycetes, Paraglomerales, Paraglomeraceae.